AUGGCAAUAAAUUACAAAAUCAAACUAACUAAUAAUAAAACUGAUUUAUUUGGUGCUACUACUGGAAAUAUAGUGGAUGACUUGGACAAAGUUGCUAAUGCUUUGGGAAUAGGCAAAGAUAAAUGUGCUGAAACCAUUGUUGGAAUUAGAGUCAAAAAGGCAUUAGUCAGAGGAGGAGAUGUUAUUGAUGGCAUAAAAAAUAGUGGAAAUUUGUUAGGAGCAUUGGGUGCUUAUAAAGGAGAAUUAUAUGAUGCUGAUUUACAAAAUGCUCAGAGUGAUUUAAGCACAACUAAGGAUAAAUUGGAUAAAAUAACUGCUGAUAAAAACCAAUUAGAGCAAGAUAAAACCAAGGUAGAACAAGAAAGAGAUAAUUUAAAAACUUCUAAUACUGAAAAAGAUAAUGCUAUCAAUUCUUUAAAUAGUAAAAUUACUAAUUUACAACAAACUGUUAAUAAUCAAGUAAGUAACGAACAAGUAAGUAAUUUAAAUCAACAAUUAACUUCCUUAACUAGUGAACUAAAUCAAGUUAAACAAGAAAAACAAAAUCUUGCUUCUCAAAUAACUGAUAAAGACAAAAAAUUAAAAGAUCAAGAAGAUAUUAUUACUCAAAGAGAUAAUACUAUCAAAGACCAAGAGGGGGAAACAACUAAAAAAAUUGAUACUAUCUCUGAACUAAAUAAAGAAGUUCAAAAACUAAAAGAUGAAAUUCAAGCCUUAAAGGAACAAAACUUACAAACAGCCCAAGUAGUAGUAGAUUCUGAUAAGUAG
Molecule: messenger RNA, 768 nt
Organism: Entrophospora candida
Lineage: Eukaryota; Fungi; Glomeromycota; Glomeromycetes; Entrophosporales; Entrophosporaceae
Source: the annotation of a GenBank genome assembly